AGUUUGGAGUCAGUGCCAAGUUUUCUCCGUCCGUUGUCUCGGCAGUCCACCGUGAAAAAGCUAGCUCGAUGGUCAACAGUGCUACCUGCCAGUGUGAAAAGUGCCAGUUGAAAUCCAAAAUGGGUGACGAAGAAUAUCAAGUUUUUACCAGAAUGGAAGAUAUCACGGAGCAAGACGACAAGCUUCUAGCAGGCGCUAGAAAGGAAAUAAGGAACGAAUUGACUGUUAUAAUUCCUGAAAAUCCGUUCCCAGAAAUAGAAGUUGACGCUUAUCCACCUCUAAAAUUCUCCUGGGUUAUACCGAAAAAGCUCGCAGCCAUGGCCUUCCCGAGAAACAAAGAAAACAUAAAGUAUUUGACCAAUCAAGGUAUAACGCACCUGGUAACACUGACGGCGGGGAAGAAACCCCCGGUGGAAGGGUUUUCGCGGAUACGGUGGUCGGAAAUACCGGUCGAGGAGUUCGAGGUGCCCUCGUUGGAGCAGAUUAAGAAAUUUAUCGAUGUUUGCAAAAGGGCUGAUAAAAAUGGCGAGGUGAUAGGCGUGCACUGCCGGCAAGGCCGCAGCCGCUCGGGUAUCAUGCUGGCCGCCUACCUCGUGCACUUCCAUCGGUUCCUGCCCGAUCAGGCGCUCAAUACCAUCCGGAUGAUCCGCCCAGGCUCCUGUGACUUCGCAGAGCACGAAGAGGCGGUGGGCCAAUACUUCAUGUACCUGACGGAGGACAACCCGCUCAAAUUCGGCGUGUCGGGCGACGUGAUGGAGGACUUCAUACAAGCUGCUAAAGAAUGCAACAAGAAUAACAUCCAAUAAGUGUUUUUUUGCAAAAGUAAUGAACUGUUUGUGGUUGUAAAGUCAUCCAAUUCGAGGCCUACAUCGAAUCAUCAAGACAGCCCUUACUUUUUGUCUUGGCUGAAAGCUCCGAAAAAUGAGUACCACUCAUUAAUAAGUUUAACAAAUAUGGGAAGGUAUAUAGGAGUUCAGUUUUUUUUCGAUUGUAUUCUAAGCAAAAUGUGAAAUAUACACCUAUGACGCUUACACAUCACGCUUGAUUCGAAACCAAACCAGACAUAUGAAUUUCAUAUUGAGCGAACUGUGUAAGUACGGGCUUUGCUCGAUUUAAUUUAAUAUAAGUGUAAGCCUGUGAUCAAAGAUAUCGACUGAUUUGAUUGAUUGUUUGUGAAUGUUAUUUGUUGUACCUGAAACUUAACAUUAAAUGGUUAUAAUCAA
Cydia pomonella (codling moth) is the source of this 1223-nucleotide messenger RNA. RefSeq names its product dual specificity protein phosphatase 23-like. NCBI's taxonomy places the organism in Eukaryota, Metazoa, Arthropoda, Insecta, Lepidoptera, Tortricidae. Gene Ontology annotation, biological process: protein dephosphorylation; cilium assembly. The record is from RefSeq and is a predicted model, not a curated record. Gene Ontology annotation, molecular function: protein tyrosine/serine/threonine phosphatase activity. The transcript has 4 exons. Bases 69 to 806 code for a protein of 245 amino acids.